This is a messenger RNA of Gossypium arboreum, 975 nucleotides long. Its product is annotated as UPF0481 protein At3g47200-like. The record is from RefSeq and is a predicted model, not a curated record. The transcript has a single exon. Lineage: Eukaryota; Viridiplantae; Streptophyta; Magnoliopsida; Malvales; Malvaceae. The annotation marks the transcript as partial.
UGGUGGUGGGAGCAGCAAGAAGGAGAGCGAAUUCACUUAUUGAAUCUACUACGAGUAAGACUCCGUUUCAAAAAAGAAAAACCAUGGUGGUGGCCUUCGUGGUUAUUCACUGAAGACGGAUUUACCAACGAAGCAAAAACAAAACGGCACCAUUCACACACCAUUAGUAACGUAAAAGAGCUUAAAGAGACCGUAAUAACCAGCAAAACAGGUUGUUUACCCGGUAUCAGUUUCAACCAUACCUUCUUCGGAAACAAGUUGUGUAGCAACGAAGCAAGAACAAAACGGCACCACACCAUUGGUAACGUAAAAGAGCUUAAAAAGGCCGGGAUACGGCUAAAAGCCAGCGAAACAAGUUGUUUAACCGACAUCAGUUUCAACAGUAUCUUCGUCUUCGGAAAAUUACGGUUACCGCCGAUCAACGUUAAUGAUUCAACCAUGAACUUAAUAGCUUACGAAAUGUGUCCGGAUUUCGACAACGAUUUCACCGUCACUUCUUAUAUGUGUUUCCUUGAUUUAUUGAUCGAUGAAGCCGAAGAUGUUAAAGACCUGAGAGACGCCGGUAUACUAUACAAUAGAUUGGGGAGUGAUGAAGAAGUGGCUAAGCUUUUCAAUAAGAUGAACACUGAUUUGGUUCCUAGUCCGAAGAAUUACAGUGGGGUUAAACGGAAAAUACAUAAUCAUUGUAAGAAUAUGUGGAUUAAUCAUGCAGUUCAAGGUUAUCAUACUUAUUUUACGAGUCCUUGGACGUUUUUGGCAUUUGUGGGUGCCAUUGCUGCACUUUCUCUUAGUACUUUGCAGACUUAUUUUGCCAUGCAUCAACUAAAGUAGGGUUCCUUUACUAGUCUUUUUGUAAACUAUUGUUAUUUAUGAUAAUGUUGUAACUCCUGGAUUUUCGAUUAAUUUUUGGUGUUUAUUGAGAAUAUUUUUUUUGAAAAUAAUAUUGAAGAGACUUAAUCAAAAUUUUUGAGAAAA